AUGUCUUGCUUCUAUAAGAUGCGAAUCAACAUUCCACGUCCCACAGGUACCAGUAUCCGAGCUAUGCUUGCGCAAAACCACUCACUUGACCCCUCUGAUGACUCCCUGCCAACAUCAUCCAAUUCUCAUAGGCUCCCGGUGAUGCCGAAUCCCGAACAUCCUGAUACAAAUGCUCUCCACUCUGUUUCGACCGAUAUUUCGAACGAUACUUCGGACUCGACCAACACCUACGGUAGAAUAUCAACUCCCGCUGAGACUCUAGGCGUCGCGGUAGCUGGGAUCGUCGUAGUAAUUGUGCUGUGCAUACUCGCACAGAUUUUGGCUAUCCGAGUCAAAGGACGUCGGCAGUGCAGGGAGAUUCACUGGGAUUACCCUGCCGCGAAGUCGAACCCUAGCGCCCCAGACCCAGUUUCUGAAUCGGGUGGGAGCAACUUGACCACAAGCACUACUCGUCGACCUCUAACAGAGGCUGCCUUGACCCGGAAAACGAGCUUCAAAACCAAGUUGCAUAGCCUCUUCCGAAAAAUAUCUCCCUUCAAGUUCCGUAAGGCUGAGACAAAUUCUAUGGGUCUUGCAUCGUUGGAUAGACGAAAUACUGCGUAA
Messenger RNA from Puccinia graminis f. sp. tritici CRL 75-36-700-3, 603 nucleotides. RefSeq lists its product as uncharacterized. The record is from RefSeq and is a predicted model, not a curated record. The transcript has a single exon. Bases 1 to 603 code for a protein of 200 amino acids. Lineage: Eukaryota; Fungi; Basidiomycota; Pucciniomycetes; Pucciniales; Pucciniaceae.